Messenger RNA from Leptonychotes weddellii (Weddell seal), 1914 nucleotides. NCBI's taxonomy places the organism in Eukaryota, Metazoa, Chordata, Mammalia, Carnivora, Phocidae. The record is from RefSeq and is a predicted model, not a curated record.
GAUUGAUUUUUCUCAGUAAUAUGUGUCUUUCAGACAAUUGGUGCAACCUUUGCAGCCAUGAUUGGAGCUGGAAUGAUGGUACGAUCAAUACCAUAUGACCAGAGCCCAGUCCCAAAGCAUGUUGCUUGGUUACUACAUUCUGGUGUGCUGGGCGCAGUGGUGGCUCCACUGACGAUGCUAGGGGGGCCUCUUCUCGUCAGAGCCGCGUGGUACACAGCGGGCAUCGUGGGCGGCCUCUCCGCCGUGGCCAUGUGCGCGCCCAGUGAGAAGUUCCUGAACAUGGGGGCACCCCUGGGAGUGGGCCUGGGUCUCGUCUUUGUAUCCUCACUGGGAUCUAUGUUUCUUCCACCUACCACUGUGGCUGGUGCCACUUUGUACUCAGUGGCAAUUUAUGGUGGAUUAGUUGUUUUCAGCAUGUUUCUUCUGUAUGAUACGCAGAAAGUAAUCAAGCGUGCAGAAAUAAUACCAGCGUAUGGAGUUCAAAAAUAUGAUCCCAUCAAUUCGAUGCUGGGAAUCUACAUGGAUACCUUAAAUAUAUUUAUGCGAGUUGCCAGUAUUCUAGCAACUGGAAGCAACAGAAAGAAAUGAAGAGCCUCAGCUUCUGACUUCUUUAAUACAUCAGAUAUCUUGCUUGUUUAAUAGGGACAGGUGUUCAUUAAAUAGUUUGUACAAGCAGCUUUCAUUGAAGUUUAGAAGAUAAGACUUGUCAUCAUGUUUCAGUUGUUCCUGUGAUGUGAUGCUUCAGGUCUCCUUUAUCUUCUGCAGAAUAAAUUCAGUUGUUCUCUUCCACAUAAGCACACACAUUUCCAGUUCUCAUGUUUGAGUAAUUCAUAAAUGUUGCAAUGAAUGUGAAAACUAAAGUUUGUGUUGUGAGAAUUUAUUCUAUUUUAAAAUGUAUUUGAUUGAGUGAAAAUUAGCAAACUGUUUUGCUGUAUAUCAUAUCAACAAGUAAUGUCAUAAGUGAUGUAGAGGUUUGGUAAAGGGACCAGAGAGAAGCAAAGGGUCACCUGCAGUCUUUCUUUGACUACUUAGCACUUGCGUAAUUGGUGGUGAGCCAGUGAGAGGGGUCUGGCUCUUUGGAAACAAAUAAUUGCUGUUUUUACAUUCGUCUGUUGAACUUAAAAGCACUGAGCAUGAAACAAAGAUAUAGGUGAUUCAUUCUCCUGAUGUUCCUUUCUUUCUCAUUGCUAUCUUUACAACAUACACGUUAUUUUGUUAGGCUUCUUAUUGUUUGACAUUGCUAGGAUGGUCCAGAAUGUUAAUCGUAUGGAGAUUUCCUGAUAUGUGUUAUAUGUUUAAGUUUUAUUUUUGAACCUUAUAGAACAAAAUAUCCUUAAAACUCUUCUCAGGAUAAAACAUUCAAAGCAUGAAAACUCUUGAAUUUUCAAAUACACAAACACUGUGUUCCUAAUUGCUGAAUUUUUGUGCAUAUUUAUUGAAAUAUUGAAUAGAAUACAUGCUUGCCUUUCCCAUCACUUCAGGCUUUGAAGCUUUUAUCAGAAAAGCCUGUUUGUGACUCACACUUAAGAUUAUGAAAGCAGUUUUUCUCCCAAGACUUGGUUUCUUGUGUUCUCUCAGGCUAAGCACUAAACAAAAAAGGAGGACAUAGCUAGUCUUUCUUCAUGAACUAUGUCAGGCAAAACUGUAAUAGGCAAAAUGCUUCAUUAGAGUUCCCCCAGCAGACUUUUUCUUCUCUCCUGCAUAGACUAUUACUUGACUCUCUUGUGACAUUAGUGUUUUGAUACAGAAGAGUUAUUUUUGGAGGUUCUUAAUGAAUGAAGUGUGUAUGAUUAUUGAAAUGAUUGGUAUUUUUGACAUAUUUAUUACAGUAUCCAGAAGUAAUUAUUCUAACCACCUCAGAUUACAUAUGGGAUGCUUAUUUCUGAAAUAAUAAAGGUUCCAGCCAGAUGGUGA